UCAAACAUCUUGGGAGCCUUUUUUAUCGCAAUCCCCAUUAAUCAAGCGACGUACAGAGCACAAAGUUUUUGUGCUUUUAUAUUAUAUAAUUUUCUUCUGAUUUUGAUCUUUCUUCUUCGAUUUCGCUGUUUAUGAGAAAAGAUUAGGGUUUUCUCUUUUUAAGUGUUCCAUUUACAUGUCUCCUUCUUUUUUCCGAGUUAUAAUAGCCGCUACUUCUCUCAUUAUCGUUAAAAGAUUUCAUUUUUGUUUUUGAGAUCGCUAACCAUUGAUUUAGUUUUUUUGAUGCGAUUGGGUUAAAAAUAUUUAAAAGAAAAUGGCACUGAAACCGAAUUCAACCGACACAAGAACUAGGAGUUCGAUUCAAAUAUUCAUUGUUGUGGGAUUAUGUUGUUUCUUCUACAUAUUAGGAGCAUGGCAAAGGAGUGGUUUCGGUAAAGGGGAUAGUAUAGCUUUAGAAAUGACUAAACAUAGCGCAGAUUGCAGCAUUGUCCCUACCUUAAACUUCGAAACCCACCACGCUGGUGAAGUUGGGAACGUAGAUGAAUCCGAAAAGCCCAAAUCUUUCGAGCCCUGUCAUCCCCGUUACGUUGAUUACACGCCAUGCCAAGAUCAAAGUCGUGCCAUGACGUUUCCUAGGGACAACAUGAUAUAUCGGGAGAGGCAUUGUCCGAGAGAGGAAGAGAAGUUGCAUUGUCUUGUCCCGGCGCCUAAUGGAUAUGUGACUCCGUUUCCUUGGCCUAAGAGCAGGGAUUAUGUGCCUUAUGCUAAUGCACCCUAUAAGGCCUUGACCAUUGAGAAGGCUAUUCAGAAUUGGAUCCAAUAUGAGGGUAAUGUGUUUAGGUUCCCGGGUGGAGGAACGCAGUUUCCACAAGGGGCUGAUAAGUAUAUUGAUCAGCUUGCUAAGGUCAUUCCGAUUACUAAUGGGAUGGUUAGGACUGCACUCGAUACUGGUUGUGGGGUUGCAAGCUGGGGUGCGUACCUUUGGAGUAGAAAUGUUAUUGCCAUGUCAUUUGCGCCUAGAGAUUCACAUGAAGCACAGGUUCAAUUUGCUCUUGAAAGAGGUGUACCUGCUGUUAUUGGUGUUCUUGGGACCAUCAAGAUGCCAUAUCCAUCUAGAGCUUUUGAUAUGGCUCACUGUUCUCGUUGCUUGAUUCCAUGGGGAGCAAAUGAUGGAAUGUACAUGAAGGAGGUUGAUCGUGUUCUUAGACCUGGUGGUUACUGGGUACUUUCUGGCCCACCAAUUAAUUGGAGGAACAAUUACAGAGCAUGGCAACGUCCCAAGAAGGAACUUGAGGAGGAACAGAAAAAGAUCGAGGAAGUUGCCAAACUUCUUUGCUGGGAGAAAAAACAUGAGAAGGGUGAAAUUGCCGUUUGGCGAAAGAGGGUCAAUGAUGAAGCUUGUAGUGGUAGACAACAUAAUUCACAAGCUAAUUUCUGCAAAGCUGAAGAAGCUAAUGAUGUAUGGUACAAGAAAAUGGAUGCCUGCCUUACUCCAUAUCCAGAUGUUAGUAACCCAGAGGAAGUUGCUGGCGGGAAACUGAAGCCAUUCCCAAAGAGGCUAUAUGCCGUCCCUCCUAGAGUUGCUAGUGGAAGUGUUCCUGUAGUUUCUGUUGAAACAUACCAAGGGGACAAUGAGAAGUGGAAGAAGCAUGUUGGUGCUUAUAAGAAAAUCAAUAGACUUAUAGACUCUGGGCGGUAUCGUAAUAUUUUGGAUAUGAAUGCUGGGUUGGGAGGAUUUGCUGCAGCUCUUGACUCCCCUAAAUUGUGGGUCAUGAAUGUCAUGCCCACUAUAGCAGAGAAAGAUACCCUCGGUGUUAUAUUUGAACGUGGAUUAAUUGGCAUCUAUCAUGACUGGUGUGAGGCUUUCUCCACGUAUCCAAGGACAUACGAUCUCAUUCAUGCUCAUGGUCUUUUCAGUUUGUACAAGGACAAAUGUAAUCUGGAGGACAUUCUAUUGGAGAUGGACCGAAUUUUGCGUCCAGAAGGCGCGGUUAUAUUCCGCGAUGAGGUAGAUGUUCUAAUUAAAGUCAAGAAGAUAACUGCAGGCAUGAGGUGGGAUACUAAGAUGGUUGACCAUGAAGAUGGUCCAUUAGUUCCUGAGAAGAUAUUGGUUGCUGUUAAGCGAUAUUGGGUUGUAGGUGCAAACUCGACAUCCGUGCAGUGAUCGGCAGAGGAGAGAGCAGACUUUGAAACCUCGUCGUUAUCUGAGCCACCAAUGCUUUCUGUUACACGAAGUUUGUGACAUGAAUCCGAUUAAUUCCCGGCCUGAAAUUUUUUUUUCUGCUUGAUUGUGCCGGUGUUAGGGAGGCGGGUCACAAGAUUUCAGGUAACAAACUAUGGAUGGAUCAUCGAUCACUGUGGGUUCAUUUGUAUUAAAUUAUAAACAGACAGCUAUAGAAAGCUUUAAAUCUAGUUUUGGUCUUAUUUGCAAAAUGUUAGCUCGAGAAGUUAAUGCAUGUUCUUGUCUGUCAAGGUUUUCUUUAUUUUUUUGAUGAUGCCUAGAUUAACCCUAAGAAUAAUAAGUAUAUGUAUUAAAACAUUUAUUAUGUUACAAAUAUAUAUUUUUUAUUGAAA
Gossypium raimondii (Peruvian cotton) is the source of this 2574-nucleotide messenger RNA. RefSeq names its product probable methyltransferase PMT2. Bases 314 to 2164 code for a protein of 616 amino acids. Lineage: Eukaryota; Viridiplantae; Streptophyta; Magnoliopsida; Malvales; Malvaceae. Gene Ontology annotation, cellular component: cytoplasm; trans-Golgi network; endosome. The transcript has 7 exons. Gene Ontology annotation, molecular function: methyltransferase activity. The record is from RefSeq and is a predicted model, not a curated record.